ACUUUAGCCAUUUCCUCAAGGUCUCACUCAUCCUUUGAAAGCCAGGGAGGUCACACACAGCACUAACCACAAGUCAGACCCCAUAAGCAAACGAAAACCAGCUCAAGAAAACACUGAAUAUGAUGUUCUUCUUAAUUUCUCCUCUCCAUCUCUUUUACUGAACAAAAUAUGUCAAGAUAAUAGUAACAGGCUAACGGCCAUACCCAUUAAUCCCAUCUUGGAAUCCACAGCUCACUUUCCGGGUUAUUGGGCUCCGGAUCUGCCAACCAAUUCACCAACACAGCACUCUUUUUCUCGGGUUUCCCAUAAACAUCCCCCAUAUAUUCCCUUUCAUCGUCUCGAUCUCUAUGCAUUUUCUCUCUCUUUCUCGGAGAACCAACACAAAACAAAGUACAGAUAUAAGUCUUUUUGCUAAGUUUUAUUAGUAGUACUGCUUAUACAUACCAAGCUAAACAAAGUCUUCUUGCACAUAUAUAUUUAUUGAUAGUAGUAGUAUUUUGUGUCAUAUAUUUGCAUGCAUGGCAGGAAAUCCUCCACCUGAAGGGUUGGGAGAUGAUUUCCUCGAGCAGAUCUUGGCAGUGCAGCCACCUGGUUAUGGUGGUGGUGGAGAGGUUAUGGGGUCCACUAGCCUGCCCAUGAUGGGGUUGCAGUUAGGGUCUUGUGCUGGUAAUGUUGGAUUACUGAGGAGUAAUGCUAAUAAUAACAUGGGAAUGAUGCCUUUAGGGCUGAACUUGGAGCAUCAUGGGUUUUUAAGGCAACAGCAAGAUGAUAGUGGUAGUUCCUUAGAUACCAACAACAGCAAUAAUAUCAAUAACACUCCUCCUUCUAUAAAAUCUGCUCGAAUCUUGGGGAGAGAUUCGGUGCACAUGACAAGCUCGUUUCCAACAUUUGGACAUCUGCAGAUUCAUUCAUCAAUCCGGCCUACACCACCUCCUCCUGGACCACCUCAAAUUCACCAGAUUAAUAACCAUCCAAAUCCAGGAGCAGUUUCAGCUGUACCACAACCGCCUGGCAUACGGCCAAGGGUGCGAGCAAGACGGGGGCAAGCCACGGAUCCACACAGUAUUGCUGAGAGGCUGCGAAGAGUAAGAAUCACGGAGAGGGUGAAGGCGUUGCAAGAAUUGGUUCCCACUUGCAACAAGACAGAUAGGGCAGCCAUGCUUGAUGAAAUUGUGGACUAUGUGAAGUUUCUAAGACUCCAAAUCCAGGUUCUGAGCAUGAGCAGACUAGGUGCAGCAGGCGCUGUGGCUCAGCUUGUAGCCGAUGUACCAUUGUCAUCAGUUCAGAUUAAGGGAGAGGGCAAUGAAGGAGGAACCAAUCAGCAAUCUUGGGAAAAUUGGUCAAAUGAUGACACUGAACAAGAAGUAGCUAAGUUAAUGGAAGAAGACGUUGGAGCUGCCAUGCAAUUCCUUCAGUCGAAGGCACUCUGCAUCAUGCCCAUAUCACUUGCUUCAGCAAUCUUCCGAGCACGCCCACCUAACGCAUCAACACUCAUCAACACCGAAUCGAACACCCCUUCAUAAACCUAAGCAAGAAAGUGCAUACUUCGUGUGCUCGUCGAUCAUUUCAGCAGGCAUCUGGGUCCCAAAUCUUGUUCUUGUCCCAUUGUUACAUCGACAGUCAGUUCAAGUGUCAACUUCCACUAGUCGACCUUACUGAAAGAAAGAAAAAAAUAAUGAAUUCAGAGAAAUUGUACUUCUUUUUUCCUGUUUCGUCAACCUCACGGGCACUUGAUGUUAUAGCCAUGGUUAAGUCAAGGCAGAAACUUUCAAAACCUCCAUUAAUGUGCUAGUAUUAUCUAUGGUGGGCCGGGGUUAGUGGAAAAUGACCAAAAUAUUAGUGGUAAGAACUCUCUUUUCUUUCUCUUUGCAUAGUGGGAUGUAGGGCCUUUCAAAAGAGAUUGAUGGGCAUGUGUAUUAUGUAUUUGGAGAAAUUUGUAUGCAAGUUGAAAUAGAUAAUAGUAGGUUGUCUUCUAAAGUUCUGUAAGAAGCUUCUUUUGGAAAAAAUAAUUGCCUGCCUUGGAUUGUUUA
Populus nigra (black poplar) is the source of this 2030-nucleotide messenger RNA. Its product is annotated as transcription factor UNE12-like. Lineage: Eukaryota; Viridiplantae; Streptophyta; Magnoliopsida; Malpighiales; Salicaceae. The transcript is spliced from 7 exons. Bases 519 to 1523 code for a protein of 334 amino acids. Gene Ontology annotation, molecular function: RNA polymerase II cis-regulatory region sequence-specific DNA binding; protein dimerization activity; DNA-binding transcription factor activity, RNA polymerase II-specific. Gene Ontology annotation, cellular component: nucleus. Gene Ontology annotation, biological process: regulation of transcription by RNA polymerase II. The record is from RefSeq and is a predicted model, not a curated record.